AUGCGCGCUGCCAGGUACUACGGCAAGGAAGAUAUCCGCGUCGAACUGAUCCCCGAGCCUACCAUUCGUCCAGGCCAGAUUAAGAUUGCCCCGGCUUUUGUUGGCAUUUGCGGCACUGAUCUCCACGAGUAUCUCGGCGGUCCAAACUUCUGCCCCACAACACCACACGGACUUACCGGCGAGACGAUCCCCGUCACGCUCGGCCACGAAUUCUCAGGAACCAUCACGGAAAUCGGCCCUGAUGUCACAGGAUUCGAAAUCGGCCAAAGAUGCGCCGUCCAGCCCACCCUCUUCUGCGGUCAUUGCGUCGCCUGCGACUCCAGCGCUGAGAAUGUCUGCCACACGGGCGGAUUCGUCGGGUUGAGCGGGGGAGGCGGCGGCCUGAGCGAGGCCGUGUGCGUAAAUGCGACGCACGUCUUCCCGCUCCCUGACAAUCUGACAAUGGAAAUGGGAGCUCUCGUCGAGCCGCUUUCUGUUGCUUGGCAUGCCGUGACUGCGGCUCCAGAAAUUAAACCCGACUCGGUGGUCUUGGUGAUCGGAGGUGGUCCGAUCGGAUUGGCCACCAUCUUAUGCCUCAAGGCCAAAGGCGUUACGAACAUCACCGUGUCGGAAGUCGCAGCUUCUCGGCAAAAUUUUGCAGCCCAGUUUGGUGCAUCAACGAUCAUCAACCCUAUCAAGCAAGACGUCAAGCAGGUCAUGCUGGACGCGAGCAAAGGCAGAGGAGCCGACGUUGUUUUUGACUGUGCCGGGGUUCCCGCUAGCAUCAAAAGCGCUUGCGAGGCCGUCAAGACCAAGGGCACGGUAGUCAACGUGGCUAUCUGGGAGAAGGAGAUCCCCUUCAACCCCAACUGGAUAACAUUCAAGGAGAGCACCUACAAGUCAGUUCUUGGCUACCAGAGAGAAGAUUACCAGGCCGUCAUUGAGAAUCUCCGAACAGGCGCUAUCAAGGCAAAUGACAUGAUUACAGCCAAGAUUCGACUCGAAAACAUCGUCGAGGACGGUAUUAAAGCGCUUAUUACGGAUAAGGACAACCACGUAAAGAUUCUUGUUGACAUUAAUGCUAAAUAA
This is a messenger RNA of Ilyonectria robusta, 1068 nucleotides long. RefSeq names its product chaperonin 10-like protein. Gene Ontology annotation, cellular component: cytoplasm. Bases 1 to 1068 code for a protein of 355 amino acids. Gene Ontology annotation, molecular function: zinc ion binding; (R,R)-butanediol dehydrogenase activity. Lineage: Eukaryota; Fungi; Ascomycota; Sordariomycetes; Hypocreales; Nectriaceae. Gene Ontology annotation, biological process: butanediol biosynthetic process. The transcript is spliced from 4 exons. The record is from RefSeq and is a predicted model, not a curated record.